Colletotrichum chrysophilum is the source of this 729-nucleotide messenger RNA. RefSeq lists its product as uncharacterized. NCBI's taxonomy places the organism in Eukaryota, Fungi, Ascomycota, Sordariomycetes, Glomerellales, Glomerellaceae. The transcript has 2 exons. The record is from RefSeq and is a predicted model, not a curated record. Gene Ontology annotation, molecular function: peroxidase activity. The coding region runs from base 1 to 729 and encodes 242 amino acids.
AUGCUGGGGUCUCGGUUGAUGUUCCUCCAAGCCUGCAUGGCCUCGGUCGGUGUCUUGGCCACCUUGACCGAGGACCUGUAUCCUUGGCAGCCUCCUCAACCGGGCGACUUGCGAUCACCUUGCCCUGGAAUCAACGCCCUAGCCAACCAUGGGCUCUUACCUCGAGAUGGUCGCGAUAUCGACCUGGAUGUGCUCGGAGCGGCCACGACACUCGGAUUUAAUAUGGACCACGAGACGAUGCUUCUUGUUGGUAUUCCUGCGUUAAAGACUUCGACUACGGGAAAUGCGUCAACCUUUCACCUCAGCGACGUCAACCAACACGUGCCUCAAGUCAUCGAGCACGACGGUAGCCUGACGCGCGACGACGCCUACUUUGGAGACUCCCUUCACUUCAGCCCUGCUGCUUGGGGUCGCACGUUGGCUGGAUGGGGUGACGUUGACAUUAUCGAUUUCGCCGCUGCUGCCCGGGAAAUCAAGGCUCGAUUCGAGUGGGGAGAGAAGUUCAACCCCGAAUUCAACGGCACCUUUGCGAGAAGCGGUUCGCUGCUUCAGUACGCGCUACUGCUGUCGGCUUUUGGGGAUUACGGUAAUGCGAACAAGACGCUUGUGCGCUACUGGGUCGAGAAUGAGAGACUUCCUCUCAAUCUAGGAUGGCAGCCACCUGUAAAGCCUAUUAUUCACGACAUGAAUGCUCUCAUUGCAGCAAAUAUCUCUGCGUUGUGGGUAUAA